GGAAGUAGCUUACAGGACCACCAACACAGGAACAACAGAGUAAACAACAGACACGUUUAUUCUGUUUUUGGGACGAUAUCUCCACAAGUAUGAAAUGAGACAGUCCAGUCAGUCCCUCGCUCAGACGGUGUGGCGUGUCGGUGAUGUUUUCAGCCGCUGUUAUAGGCAUGAAUGAAGGCAGGCAUCCAUGUCCCACCAUGGAGAGGAGAAAAUAACCCCCAAAAGAAGGAAAAGAAGACGCUGCAUUGCUGAGGAAUCUUCAGCCUCCAUCUCCGACUGAGGGUCGGCACAUCCGGACAGAGACCCGGAGAGCGACAGAGGGGCUGGUGCGCAGAAUGGCUUUCCUCGACAACCCCGCCAUCAUCCUGGCCCACAUCCGGCAGUCCCACGUGACCAGCGAUGACACCGGGAUGUGCGAGAUGGUUCUGAUCGAUCACGACGUGGAUCUGGAGAAGUGCCAUCCGUCGGUGGCGUCCGCUGGCGGGGGCUCGUCCGGGGGUUCGUAUGGAGACGCCGGCAGUGGAGGAGAAGGCCAGACCUGCGAACUCUCUCAGUCUGUCGACAUCACUUCCAGCUGGGACUUUGGCAUCCGACGGCGCUCCAACACAGGACGACAAGACAGUUUCGUGAGACCUGAGCCUGCUGCUCAAAGACUGGAGCGACUGAGGAAAGAACGACAGAACCAGAUCAAGUGCAAAAAUAUCCAGUGGAAAGAGAGAAGCUCGUCUCAAUCAGUAGAUGACUUGAGCUCGCUUUUUGACAAGAAGGACUUUAAGGACAGGCCCCGGAGCACAGGCAGUAAAUCCACACUCUCGCUGAGGCUCGAACAGUGUCCCCAACAGCUCAACAACCCCUUCAACGAAUACUCCAAAUUUGAUGGCAAGGGCCAUGUUGGUACAACGGCAACCAAAAAAAUUGACGUCUACCUCUCGAUGCAGUCGACCCAAGAAAAGCUUCACCCCAUGACGGUGGUCACGAUGGCUAACGCUCGGGUCCACGAUCUUAUCGGGCUCAUCUGCUGGCAGUACACCUGUGAGGGCCGUGAACCCAAGCUCAUAGAAAAUGUCAACACCUACUGUCUCCACAUCGCUGAGGAUGAUGGAGAGGUGGACACAGACUUCCCUCCGCUGGACUCUAACGAACCCAUCCACAAGUUUGGCUUCAGCACACUGGCGCUGGUCGAGAAGUAUUCAUCUCCUGGACUGGGGCCCAAACAGUCACUCUUUGUUCGAAUAAACGCCGCUCAUGGUUUCUCCCUGAUCCCAGUGGACAGCCUGAAAGUGACCAUGAAGGAUAUUCUGCAGAAGGCCCUCAAAAAGAGGAAGGGCUCCCAGAAAGGAUCAGGUCCCAUGUAUCGACUAGAGAAGCAAACAGAACCAAAUGUGGCGGUGGAUUUGGACAGUACGCUGGAGAGCCAGGGAACGCUGGAGUUCUGCUUGGUCCGAGAAAACAGCUCUCGAGGCGAGGAAAGCUCGGAGGAGGACCCGCCUAUAGACAUCACUACGGUACAGGACAUGUUGAGCAGUCACCACUACAAGUCCUUCAAGAUCAGCAUGAUCCACAAGCUCCGCUUCACCACAGAUGUACAGCUAGGAGUUUCUGGUGAAAAGGUAGAGAUCGACCCUGUCACCAAUCAGAAGACAAGCACGAAGUUCUGGAUCCGACAGAAGCCGAUCUCCAUAGACUCGGAUCUGCUGUGUGCCUGCGACCUGGUGGAGGAGAAGAGUCCAAGUCAUGCAAUAUUUAAGCUCACAUAUCUAAGCAACCACGACUACAAAGCCCUGUACUUCGAGUGUGAUGCUGCUACCGUCAAUGAGAUUGUGCUCAAGGUGAACUACAUCCUGGAGUCUCGUGCCAGCACGUCGAGGGCGGAUUACUUCGCACAGAAACAACGCAAACUGAACCGUCGCACGAGUUUCAGUUUCCAGAAGGACAAAAAGUCGGGCCAGUAGGGCUGGCGGCCAAAGCGAUCAGAACUGAACGGAGAGUGAGACGACGUAGAAGGAUUCCAAGAAGGAUCAUGGGAUAAAUAUGAGACAGACGUUCGUGUCUCAUCCGGAUGGAGAAAUCAGCCUCUUAAGGUCGGCCUUUCCUGGACUGACGGUCCUUAAUCAUAUCAGAGCACUAAUGCUCUCUGCUGUCACUCGAAUGUACUAGAAAAACCAACCAACAAUCUAAUUGAACAAUUAUAUUAACGUUUGAAGCCACAGCCAUCGCCCCCAGAACAGAGAAAACCAUCAGCUGGACUCUGGAUGCCAAGGACCGAGAACUUGCUGCUGUUUGCGUCAGUUUCAAAGACUCACUUCCACUGCCUAUACACACCAACUGUACAUAAACGCACACCAAACCAACGCAGUCGGAACCUUAAAAGCCCGAAAGAGCAAGUCAACCGUAUUAUCUGUUCCCAUAUGUAUCAAAGAUAUUAACUUAAACCGCAUCAGACUCUGACAGGGAAAGGGAUCGUGAUUUGUUUUUGUUUAUUUGUGUUUUUUUUGUGUUUUUUUUACGAAAAUGUAAAUAGCAACCAUAUUCAGGGUCUGAUGACAAACCCUCUCUGGCCAUAGUACUUUAGUGCCUGCUACAGAUCAAUAUGACAACUGCGUUCUUCGAGAUUUUACGCGUCGGGACUCUUUUUACCAACAGAGGAGGCUCGUAGGUUAAGGAAUGACAGAUUUUUAAUGAUCAAAUAAGAAAUGAAUACGUACUUUUUACUGUGACGUGCUUUUUUCCCCUCUGCAUUGUAUAUUUUGACAGUCCAAUCGCCUUCUAUCUCUUUUAGAUGGAUGUUUUGGUUCAUUCGGACUGUCCUCUUGGGCUGCAAUGGGAAUGUAUGACUGUUUUUACCACAUUUCAUUAUAAAUGUUAAAGAUAACAUUAUUAUACUUGGUUCAUUUCAUCUGUGUGUGUCGAGAUGGCUCGUUCUCCGCACCAAACCUGCCGUUUCUUUCUACAAAUAACUCCACUUCAAUCGCUGCUGUUGUUAAACUGGAUUCAGGGUGUAUGUUCUAUCCAAAACGUUCUGACUCAGGUUUCCGACUGCCAUGUUGUCUUGACUGAUCUUGUUUCUUUUUCUUUUUAAUUUUAUGUCUGUCAAAGCCAGAGAGCGAUGAGUGAUACUCAGUUCAGCGCUGACUGGAUGGACAAAUAGAGCGUGUGUUCCCGUGAUGGGGAUAACAGCUGAAUAGACAUUUCAAAUGAAACUUUAUUUAUAAUAUUACGAUGACCUGGGGGGUUAUCAUGCGGCCUAUGGAAUCAACAAUAUUUGCUACAGUACAUGUAUACUGUAUAUAAGUAGAUUUUCUAAUUAAAGACUGAACUACAAUAUA
Molecule: messenger RNA, 3326 nt
Organism: Pimephales promelas (fathead minnow)
Lineage: Eukaryota; Metazoa; Chordata; Actinopteri; Cypriniformes; Leuciscidae
Source: RefSeq, a predicted model, not a curated record